GGGACAGGAAAUCGGAUCUAGCCAUAAGAAGAAUGGAUGGUAUAAAUAGAUUUCAAAAGGAGUCUUACAGGGCAACGGCUUGGGCUAGGAGACUCUCCUAACGCUUUGUUUUUUUCCUCAUAGAAGUGUGUAUAGGGAUCAUGAAACCCUUAACCAUGUAUGUGUGUGUGUGUGAGGGAGAGAGAGAGAGAGAGAAGAGAGAGAGAUGGUCACUUCAGGCUUCCAAAGUAGCAUCUGUAGUUCCAAUCAAGAAUCAACUAAUCGUUGUACAAUCUAACAUUGCAGGGGCACAAUCAGGUGUUUGUUGUGGAAUGUCUGGUGACAAUUUACCAUCUCCAAAAGAAGUUGUGGAUCUCUACAAAUCCCAAAACAUCACAAGGAUGAGACUCUUUGGUCCAAACCAAGAAAUUUUCCAGGCCCUCAGAGACACCAACAUUGAACUCAUCUUGGGUAUCCCAGAAUCUGACCUUGAAGGCAUAGCAAGUAGCAAUCUUUCCACUGCAAUUGAUUGGGUCAACACCAAUAUAAUAGCCUACUACCCUAGUGUUAGAUUCCUAUAUAUUGCUAAUGGAAAUGAAGUAAGUCCCAUUACUAAUAGCAAUGCCCAAUUCUUUCUCCCUGCAAUGCAAAAUAUUUAUGACCAAAUUGCACCAGCAGGCCUAGACAACCAAAUCAAGGUAUCCACUAUUGUUAGUGCCCAAAUCCUUGGAACCUCAAACCCUCCCUCUAAAGGGGCAUUCAGGGAUGAUGUAGGUUCCUUUAUAAACCCUAUUAUUCUCUUCCUUGUCCAAAAAGGUUCACCACUACUUGCAAAUGUAUAUCCCUACUUCAGUUACAGUGCUGACCAACAAGGCAUCAGUCUUUCCUAUGCUUUGUUUACAUCUCAGUCAAUUGUGGUACAGGAUGGUAAGCUUGGAUAUCGAAACCUUUUCGAUUCCAUAGUGAACACUUUGUAUUCAGCUCUCGAGAAGCUCGGAGCAUCCACCAUUGAGAUUGUUGUAUCAGAGAGUGGUUGGCCAUCUGAAGGAGGCACUGGAGCGUCAAUGGAAAAUGCAAGGGUUUAUAACUCAAACCUCCUUCAACAUAUGAAGGGUGGUACUCUGAAAAGGCCAGGAAAGGAGGUAGAGACUUAUGUGUUUAACAUGUUUGAUGAGAAUGAUUAUAAACAUUUUUGGGGCCUAUAUCUUCCUAAUAAACAACCCAAAUAUGGAUUUAAUUUCAGUUCUCCUCCUACAAAUAGCCCCCCAUCUGAAUCAAAUAAACCCAACUGCAUCAAUUACUAUAUCACCUUGCAUUACCCUUCGCCAAUUUAACAUCUAAUUAUCAAGCCACCGAUGGUCUAGUGAUGAAACAAGUCCGUCCUUCCAAAGUCUAUGCAACAUGAGGCCGAGCGCUGCGACGUCAGUAAUGCAAUUCUACUUCUUCUUAGAGGCCUUUCGUGGAGGAGGAUUUGGUGUUGUAAUUUCAUAGAAGAACUCAAGAAUGUAAGCAAUAUACUGGACAACAUGUUGUCUUUUUUGUUUAUUUUCUCUGUUAUUUUGAAGGGUCCUUUUAAGCGUUACUAUGCCUAAUCAAGAA
Messenger RNA from Macadamia integrifolia, 1578 nucleotides. RefSeq names its product glucan endo-1,3-beta-glucosidase-like. Gene Ontology annotation, molecular function: hydrolase activity, hydrolyzing O-glycosyl compounds. The transcript has 2 exons. Lineage: Eukaryota; Viridiplantae; Streptophyta; Magnoliopsida; Proteales; Proteaceae. Gene Ontology annotation, cellular component: plasma membrane. The record is from RefSeq and is a predicted model, not a curated record. The coding region runs from base 141 to 1313 and encodes 390 amino acids. Gene Ontology annotation, biological process: carbohydrate metabolic process.